Molecule: messenger RNA, 2659 nt
Organism: Paramacrobiotus metropolitanus
Lineage: Eukaryota; Metazoa; Tardigrada; Eutardigrada; Parachela; Macrobiotidae
Product: RAD50-interacting protein 1-like
Exons: 13
Coding region: 127-2406 (759 amino acids)
Biological process (GO): regulation of ER to Golgi vesicle-mediated transport; endoplasmic reticulum to Golgi vesicle-mediated transport; retrograde vesicle-mediated transport, Golgi to endoplasmic reticulum
Cellular component (GO): Dsl1/NZR complex
Source: RefSeq, a predicted model, not a curated record
UAGAUUUCUUUUUUGAAAUGUGAAACAAAUACUACUUACAGUAAGCAACUUACUAAAUAUAACCUAACACAGGGUUUUUUUAUUUUCCGUAAUUAGCAAGCAUGAUCAUACUUGAAUGACUUAAAAAUGGCACAUUAUCAGCGAGCGCACUCGCAAAGCGGGAGCACAAGCCACGAUAUCUCCGAGCUGAUCCGUCGUCGUGUGUGCGAAAGACUGCAAUCGGAAUUGGGCAGUGCGUCGGACGAUGCGGACCUGUCCGCACGCUGUAACGCUUUGCUGGAACAGCAGGACAAUCAGCUGCAAGAUCUGCGCCAGAAGGCUGAUGUGGCGGAACAAGCGUUCUUGGAGCGGAAGAGCCAGCUGAUUGCUGAUGGUGAACGCACACAACAGUUACUCCUCAGUGCCACCACGGAGGCCACGGCUGUGCUGGAUCGGCUGCGAUCUAUUAUGCCGCUAGAUGAGGAUAAUACGGAGGAGAUGAAGGGAGUGCUGGAUAAAAUCAACCAGACGAAUAUGCAGCUGCAGUAUCUGCAGCGUUUGGAAUCCAUCCAUGAUCAGUGCGAUCGUAUAAGGAGUUCUUUAGCAUGUGGAGCCAUGAACGAUGCUUUGAAUUUUCUACAGCAGUUGCUGGAUUGGUGCAACGAGUUACAAUCCUCCAAGUGUUCGUAUCUCCAGACUUUUUUGUAUAAGAUGACCGUGUUUUGGACAAGGAUGGUGGCCGACCGCGUUGCUCAAGAUCUACCCGCAAUUUUUGUUCGAAUUGGUUAUCCAAAACCCCCGUCACUGCAGAAGAAUUUGAGCGUAGCGAUUGAUGGUCGUUCUCGUUACGAAAUUGCUGAGAUUACCAAGAUCUUGCUGAAAAUGCAGUUGCCUGAUUUCGUGGUAAAUUGCACCGACACCGACGAAGCUGCCGUCUUUCUGGAACAAAAUCUUCCUGUCAAGUACUUCGUUGUACCGCUGGAAAAACGCUUCCGAUUCCAUUUCUACGUCUCCGAUAAAACCAACAAAAUUGACAAACCCGAAUGGUAUUUCACUCAGUUGCUGUCGUGGAUCAAGGAUUAUGCUGAUUUCUUGGCGAAUGUGCUGCAUCCGGUGUUUCAAUCGGAAGGUUUCCCCCAAAAUACCGUCAAGGUGGAUUUUGUGCGUGCACUGGCUUGUUUGGGACGAUCCAAAUUCUUGUCGAGUGUCCCUUUACUGCUAAAAGAACGAAGCUUUUUUGCCCAUGCUGUCGAUGAGUUGUUGGUGUUUUCACGGCAUUUGGUCAGCAUGGGCUAUGAAACCGUGGCGAAGGAAUUCUGUCGUGUCCUUAUCAUACCGGAAAUCUUUAAUCCCUGGUUCGAAGCGGAAUCUCUGCUAAUUGAGGAGCGGCUUGAUUCUUUUAUCACUGCGCCCGGAGCGUGGAAGAACAAGUAUCGCGAAGGCGUGGAAAAUCCGGAAGAGAUGAAAGUACCCCACUGCAGUCAGCAGUUCGUUUUGAUGUUGAGGGGAUUGAACGACCGGUUUCUAUUGUUACCGUCAGCUGAGCACGAGCUGAAAUUUGUGCAGCUGCUUUUAUGUGCUUGUGAGGAUUACAUUUCCGAUAUGAAAUCGUUUUUCGAGGAGAACCAGGAAGAUGAUUUGUUCUCGGCGACACAGUCUGGUCCUGCAUUAGCCGCGGGAUCGCGUUAUCUAUAUGACUAUCUCCAGGAGUUUGGAAACAGCACGUUGAUAAUCCAGCUUCUGUCCUCUUCCACACACAAUCCACCAUCAGCCAAUGCUCGUCUAGCGGAAGAGUUGUUCGACCGGCUGUCCGCUAUUCAGGACGAUCUCAGUCGGAUGAGUAAGACCUCCUUACUACGGACAACAACGGAUGCCGCCAUGAAUAUCGCCCGGCCUUUCGUGAGAGAAUACGCUCGGAUGGGAUGGAAGACAACGGGUGGAGUAAUGGAAUAUGUGGUGCCUUCCUUAACGCCGGUGAUUGGUGAAUUGAUAUAUUCCAUGAAAACCAUCUUGUCGGCACAUAAGGAACGCCUGCUUACGGUGUUAUAUGAGAAUUUUGUGCGGGAAAUGAUGACAUCUCUCGAUUUUCUGAUUUUUAACGAGGUGAUAAUGAAAAAUUCAUUCAGUCCCGGAGGUGCGGGUCAGCUGAAAUUCGACAUAAUGCACAAUCUGUUGGUGGCGUUGCAAAGGCUGACGAAUUUGCCGAACGCUGGGCUCACGAAAACCGUUGAGAGCUGCAGCGUCCUCUUCAUGCUAAAAGGAUCUGCUCUUUUGCUUUUGGAAGUACUGGACAGUGCCUCAAAAGGGCAUGCCAGUCAGAGUGAUCGUGAGAGCAUUACGCGAACGUUGACGGAAUUGAAUGUUAAAAGUCUAACGUCGGAGGAAGUGGCGGUGUUGUUAAGAAAGCGUGGUGAUUUAGAGAUUUAGCUGUCUUCUGUUCUCCGUGAAGAGUGUUGCAACGUUGUAAAUGAAAUGGGGGUAAAACUCAGUAUUUUUCUACUACAGUUUUCGCUAAUUUUGAUCGGUUUUUGGUUCUAGCAUUGGACUUAAUUUAAAUUCAAGUUUGCGCGGAACAGUGUACAUACUUGCUCUGCGUGCAACAGGAAGUGCUGAUGUAAUUACGUACAUUAUGUUCUAUGUUAACCAUGUAUAUCGGUGUCCUUUCCAAAAGAAGUCACAG